Aspergillus oryzae RIB40 is the source of this 936-nucleotide messenger RNA. RefSeq lists its product as uncharacterized. Bases 1 to 936 code for a protein of 311 amino acids. The record is from RefSeq and is a predicted model, not a curated record. The transcript is spliced from 4 exons. Lineage: Eukaryota; Fungi; Ascomycota; Eurotiomycetes; Eurotiales; Aspergillaceae.
AUGGAUGAAUCACUAGCUCCCUAUAUGCUGUGGACUGAGAAGGACCGUCUAGAAGGUGCUCCAGUUCUGACUGCAAAAGUUGCAUGCGCACCAACUGCUCCCUUGAGAGAAGGUAAGGUCAGUUUUGUAUUCAUUCUGUCCGUUGCUUCCUUCAUCCCUCAGAUACACCAUGUGUGGCGGGGUACCGACGCCAGAGGGAUCUCGCCUGUCUACCUUCUAUUCAGUCUGAUAUGCGCCACGGAGCAUGUCUUUUUCGGAUUCUUUUACAUGGUCAAUAUGCGUAGCGUACCCGGACUUUGGAGCCAUAAUCCCAUAAACAUUCUUGACUGGAUCAACUUCGUCCAGCUGACGAGUGUAUGGGUUUUAUUCAACGUUCUGUUCUUUCUAUGUCUCUAUUUUAACCCUGUCCUCCGACCCCGAAAAGCUAUAAUCAUAGAUAUCUACCUCAUCUUUUUGUCUGUCUCCCUCGUGCCUCUCAUAAUUGACGCCACGACAGAUAUUUUCUGUCCGCCGGGGCGGCCAAAUUGUUCUGCAAUGGACCGCGAUCCCCUCGCUUUCUUCGAGGGUUUCCAUAACUUUUACCUCUUGCCCAUAAUCACUACGCUGCUAAUUCUAGGCUUUUACGAACAAGUUCGACAACCUCCACGUAAUCUAAGUAUUAUUGGACUCAAGCUCCAAGCAGCGAUAUUCGCGCUUUCAGCUGUUUCCUGGAUUUUGAGACUUUACUUCCUAUGGAAGACGUUUCUCGAACAGCCGCGGGGACCUGUACCCAUAUACUUGGUUAUUCCUUCUUGGUGGCAGCAGGUGGGGUUCGUGGCUGGCGACGACGCGAUCUUUGCGGUUGGACAGGGUAUCCUGUUACGGCUGGCGUUACGACAGAGAAGGCGUGGUGAAGCAUCCGAUGCGGAGAGACAGCCGUUGUUGGGUCAGGCUUAA